Messenger RNA from Physeter macrocephalus (sperm whale), 5034 nucleotides. RefSeq names its product death associated protein kinase 2 (gene DAPK2). Gene Ontology annotation, biological process: intracellular signal transduction; positive regulation of apoptotic process; protein phosphorylation. Gene Ontology annotation, cellular component: cytoplasm; nucleus. Lineage: Eukaryota; Metazoa; Chordata; Mammalia; Artiodactyla; Physeteridae. The transcript has 11 exons. Gene Ontology annotation, molecular function: protein serine/threonine kinase activity; ATP binding. The coding region runs from base 1615 to 2757 and encodes 380 amino acids. The record is from RefSeq and is a predicted model, not a curated record.
GUGAGCUGGGGCCCAAGGGGGAUGGGAGUGGCACCAUUUUAUUCCUAUGCGAAAUGCCUUCUGCUCUGCAGUCGAUCAACUUGGCCAUUGAGAUGGACUGUAAAUGACUAUGUGGGUGGUCCUGCCUUGGCCCUUUAACCGUUUGGGGCCUCCAUUAGCCAUCUGUGACAUGGACCAGGUUCUGCCUUUGCAGGUAUGCUCUGCAGCUCCCCAUCUUUCUCCAUGCCACAGUGAGGGCAACACAGAACAACUUAUAGUGAUUUCCUCCUGCCCGUGUAUGGUAAGAACUUGAGGCAACGUACAGCAUGAGGCACACAGGAUUUGAAAAUUAAGGUGGAAGAUCAAAAGACACUUGACUUCCAAAAGAUUAUGAUUUAUCAAUUCUGUGGUAAGGCCUGAGUGCCUGCAUUUUUACCAAGCUCCCCAGAUGAUUCUAUUACACCCUCAAAUUUGAGAACCACUGGUGCGAAGGAAGGAGGAAGGAAAUACACCCAAGAUCUGGGCCACUAUCGCUAUUGUCACUGACCACCAAGAUGACAAAAGGGAAAUAAGAUAGGUUACAUCAUUUUCAUUAUCUGAAAUGAACAAGGGUAUCAGUUUUUCAGGGUAGACAGACAUCUUCAUGGUACUAAUUUCUGAAAGAAAGCCAUUUCCUGCUGCAGCCUGUUACAAAGGACACUAAACAACAUCAUGGAUAAUUUGGGGGCAGGGGAGAUGCUCUGCAUCCCUAAAGGGGGUCUGUGGUGCCGGUCACCCCAGCAGCUGUGGCCCGCCUUGGGGACACCAGGCCCACUCUGUAGCAGGACCUGCUCACCCUCUGAUGCCAUCCUUUUCCACAAUCAACCAGUAGGAGGGGCAUCGCCAGGAGGAAGAGUGGGCUAACUCUGAGGAAAGAGCCAGGCGUGGGGGAUGAGACGUUGCCUGUGCGGUGAGUUUGAAGGUAUCGCUUGGACUGAGUGCCUAGGUGACCAAUAAGGUCACAAGGCAUGAGGCACUUCCCUUCUGUGUGCCCCGAAGUCACAGCUUAGUGACAGGCAGGAGAGAGAGGUAAGAAGAAAACUGGCUAUAGCACCAUCGGAUGCUACAGAAGACCUAAAGCUCCUUUGUGGACAACACAAUUAGGGCAAAUAUUUGCAACAUGCACGGCAAAGGGUUCACAUCACAAAUAUGUAAAGAGCUUUUACAAACAGUAAGAAAAAGGCAGACAUCCCAGUGGAAAAAUAAGCCAGGCAUGUAUCAGGCAGUUCAGAUUACCAACAACAAACACGGGAAAAGAUGUUCAUUCUUACUUGUAAUCGACUACAAGUUAAUAAAUUUAAUUCAAGUUAAAACAAUGAGAUAUCAUCUUUCAAGGAGGAAAAUGGUAAAGCUGAAAAACACAGUGAGCCAGUGUUUGGUGAAAUGUGUGUGGGGUGAGGAGCAGGGGAUUUUGAUAUUUAGUGCUGUUGGGAGUAUUACUGGGACAUUCCUUCCGGAAGAUAAUUUGUCAAGUAUCAAAAACCUUAAAAAUGUACAUAACUUUUUUUUUUUUUUUUUUUGCGGUAAGCGGGCCUCUCACUGUUGUGGCCUCUCCCGUUGCGGAGCACAGGCUCCGGACGCGCAGGCUCAGUGGCCAUGGCUCACGGGCCCAGCCGCUCCACGGCAUGUGGGAUCUUCCCGGACCGGGGCACGAACCCAUGUCCCCUGCAUCGGCAGGCGGAUUCUCAACCACUGCGCCACCAGGGAAGCCCAAAAAUUGGCCAGUUCGCCAUCGUGAAGAAGUGCCGAGAGAAGAGCACGGGGCUGGAGUACGCAGCCAAGUUCAUCAAGAAGCGGCAGAGACAGGCCAGCCGGCGGGGUGUGUGCCGGGAGGAGAUCGAGCGGGAGGUGAGCAUCCUGCGGCAGGUGCUGCAUCCCAACGUCAUCACGCUGCACGACGUCUUCGAGAACCGCACUGACGUGGUGCUCAUCCUCGAGCUAGUGUCUGGAGGAGAGCUCUUCGACUUCCUGGCCCAGAAGGAGUCCCUGAGUGAGGAGGAGGCCACCAGCUUCAUUAAGCAGAUCCUGGAAGGGGUGAACUACCUUCAUGCCAAGAAAAUUGCUCACUUUGAUCUCAAGCCAGAAAACAUUAUGUUGUUGGACAAGAAUAUUCCCAUUCCACACAUCAAGCUGAUUGACUUUGGCCUGGCUCAUGAAAUAGAAGAUGGAGUUGAAUUUAAGAACAUUUUUGGGACGCCAGAAUUUGUUGCUCCAGAAAUUGUGAACUAUGAACCCCUGGGCCUGGAGGCUGACAUGUGGAGCAUCGGUGUCAUCACCUACAUCCUCCUCAGUGGAGCAUCCCCUUUUCUGGGAGACACGAAGCAGGAAACACUGGCAAAUAUCACAGCAGUGAGUUACAACUUUGAUGAGGAGUUCUUCAGCCAGACCAGCGAGCUGGCCAAGGACUUCAUUCGGAAGCUUCUGGUUAAAGAGACCCGGAAACGGCUCACGAUCCAAGAGGCUCUCAGACACCCCUGGAUCACGCCUGUGGACAACCAGCAAGCCCUAGUGCGCAGGGAGUCCCUGGUCAACCUGGAGAACUUCAAGAAGCAAUAUGUCCGCAGGCGGUGGAAGCUCUCCUUCAGCAUCGUCUCCUUGUGUAACCACCUCACCCGCUCCCUGCUGAAGAAGGUGCAACUGAGGCAGAAUGAGGACAUGAGGAAUUGUGAGAGUGACACAGAGGAGGACAUUGCCAAAAGGAAAGCCCUCCAACCCCGGAGGAGGAGCAGUACCUCCUAACCAGCCAGGCUCAAGGUGGCCACCAGGGGGGCCUGGGCCCCGCAGGGCUCCUAUCUAUGCAGACUCUUGGACCCCGCUUGUCGCCAGCACCCAGGCAUUCUGCCUCCCUGAGCACUUGGCAAGAGAGAUGGGCAUGCAGGAUUCAGAAGCAUUUGCAGGGGAGCCAGGAGACCCUGGGAGCUGUGGCUGUCACCUCCUGGGAAUGCAGGAGACUCCAGCAUUCCCAAAGCUCUUAAUUCUCCACAAAACGGGCUUUCACCUGCUGCCAACCUCAGAACCUGGGAUGGGUAUGUGGACCUAAGAAAAUGAUGCAAAUGACCAUCAUCAUCAUGGGUGAAGGUCAGAUUCAGGCAGCUUUUCUCACAGGAUGAGGGAGUUCAGAACCAGCCUGGUCAAAACUUAUACCCAGAAGAGAGAGACCUCCCCCAUGGGAACAUGAUAAGAAGUGAAAUGAAUCUUGGGUUGUGAGGUACCAUCCUGUGACCUCCCAGAACCCACACGGAGUCCACGUGUCAUGCUGGCCAACAUAUCAAACCUUCUAAAGCAGCCCAUUUUCAGCCCACCGUGUUGUAAUUUUUUUCACAUUUAUUAAACUUCUGGUUUACCUGAUGCUCGGCUUCUUUUAGGACUCUCCUGAUCUGAUUUUCUUUAGCUCAGGUGCCUAUGACUGUCGGGGAGCACCUGGGGUGCUGAGUGGAUAGCACCUCCGAGGGUCAUACUGAACCACCCCCUCUGGACUGCAGGGUGCCUACCUUCUACAUCCUUCCCUAAAGGAGUGCAGCCCAAGAAAAUCAGCCCAGAUACCAGCAUAUAAUGCCUGUGCUCCCUCCACUACGAUGACAGUCACCCCUGCUGGUGUGGACUGAGUUGUGUCUCCCAACCUCUGGUACCACUGAGUAUUUGAGAUAAUUAAGGUAAAAUGAGGUCACUGAGGUGGACCCUAAUCCAAUAUGACUGGUGUCCUUAUAAGAAGAAACAUCAGGACACACAGGACCAUAUGAAGAGACAGUGAGAAAGCGACCAUCUACAAGCUAAAGAGAGAGGCCUCAGAAGAAGCCAAUCCUGCCAAGACUCAAUCUCAGACUUCUGGCCUCCAGAAUUAUGAGAAAAUAAGUUUCUGUUGUUUAAGGCACCCAGACUGUGCUUCUUUGUUGAGGCAGCUCUAGAGAACUAAUACACCUGCCAACGAUGGCCAAGAUAGGGGCAGGGGGCUUUAUGAAGAUGUGGUUGGAGAAGGUCAAAGAGGGACCUACAGGGAGAAAGGAGAGGAAAAAACAGAUGGAUUACCUGGACCUUUGAGUGAAGAUGGCAAGAGAACUUUGACAACAUAGAAAUCUGGGCCCUGCUUUCCAGGCCAAAAGAAUGGUGGUGCUGAUCAGAAACCCAAGAGAAGACCCUUGGAAGCCAGAAGUAAAAAGGGUCAGGGUGAGGCACCAACGCUGAGAAAGUACAUGGGAAGAGGUGGGAAGAAAGGGAGAGAAGUUUUGGAAGGUGGGUGAGGGAAAGUGUGCCAGGAAGGAAAGAGGGGAAGAAAAUAAGGGUGGAAAGGAAAGGGCACGGGGAGAAAGGGAGGCAUCCUUUCCCUUUGUCAGCAGCAAGUUUUAAGCACAUUGUGUGAGAGAGUGAAUGAUCCAGGGCAAAAUGGCCCCACAGAAACAGAAAGGCAGUCUAGUUUCAGAAAAGCUUCCAGCCAGAAAUGGAGUGGCCUGCAAGCUUGUUGAAGAAAGCUCUGCCGUUGCCUUGUAGUUCUUGGAUGUCCCAGUUCUCAGGAGGAUCCAGCUCUGUGCCUCCCUCCAGCCUCUGGAGGAUAGCCGAGGCUGAGAACUGCUAACUGUGUUCAGGGCCCCUGGGUCAUGGCUGUGGCUGGUCACAUAGAUCAGCAGGGAAUGUUCUAGAACAAGGGCUCCUGGGCGCUCCUAGGAAGUAAAAUGUGGUAUCGAAUAGGCGGCUGCCCUCCUGCUAGGAAAGAGGGCAGUGAAUGGCUUUGACAAACCCAGUCUUGAGUUUCCAAUCAUGACCAAAGGGUAACCCUUUUGGAACUUGUCUGGCCCAACCACUGCAUUGUACUGAAGAGGAAAUUGAAGCCAAGACAGAGGAAGUGACUACUUCUGCUUCACACAGCAAAUUUGUGAAAAUGUCUGAUGAAAGCCCAGACUUCCUGACUCCUAGUACUGUGCUCAUUUCUUCAGCUUGAUAACUGUGGGAGACCUUUCAGGAAAUGGAUGGACACUUUGCUUUGCGUCAUUUUAAACAUGCUCUCAUCUGUCCUUUACUGUU